Molecule: messenger RNA, 6002 nt
Organism: Nerophis lumbriciformis (worm pipefish)
Lineage: Eukaryota; Metazoa; Chordata; Actinopteri; Syngnathiformes; Syngnathidae
Gene: elmod3
Product: ELMO/CED-12 domain containing 3
Source: RefSeq, a predicted model, not a curated record
AAUGAAUUCAGAGCACGCCAUGAAACGACAAUUCCCAUGAUGCAUUGCACUACAGUGGCCGCUGGACGGGGGAAGGGAAGCCGAGAUUGGAGGGAGUAACAAUCAGAAACUGAGAUUGAAACACACGAGACCCGCCGUUCCUAAAGAUUCUGGCAAAAAAGAAGCCCACCCCUGAUCCACACUUUCACUUCUUACUUUGGACAUGUGUCAAUGUAUCACAUGAUGAUGAAGACAUCACAGCUCUGUUGCAAGUCAAUUAAAGGGUACUGCUAGCUCUGAGUGCCUAUUGGAUUUGUGUCUUGAAAUCCAAAGUAAUGAAGUGUCUGCUAUGACGAGAGCGCAAGCCUGAAAGCGAUGUCAUUAUCCAGCUUCUGGGCACCUCUGAUGGUGAUGAGGACCAAACCCACUGGCCAAGCAGAUCUGCGGAGGGGAGCAAGGGAGGAGGGUUCCGGGAAACGUGCCAUUUCCUCUAGGUGGUAGACUAAUAUCUGCGCAUUCCUCUCUGUGUGCACACCCAAGGUUAGACUUUUGGAGGAAAAUUAGGAGCAGGCAAAACAUCAAAUCCCAACAGUCAUCACUAAUAAAAAAAUAAAGAGAUGUGCACCAACUGGAUAUUUGUUGCCGAUGAGGUCUAACAUAUGACCGUGGACAUUUUCAUGUAUAUGAGCUAAAGAGGUCACUAGUCAUGUGCACGAAAGAAAACAUGGUAGCCCUUGUAGCAGCUUGUCAGCCCAUCUCAGUCCAGGAUUUUACAAGCCUUUAGAGGCCACAAUCAGGAAGACGCUCGCCAGCCAACACUCAUAUGCAAUGGAAGAAGACAUUGAUGUCACUUUCCACCUUGAGGGCCAAAAUGGUUUGUCUCGAGAACCAUCAGAAGAGACUACCAAUGGACACUUGAACCAAAAGCCUGUCAUGAAUGGAUUGAUUAUCAGUCAUAAUGUCAAAGACCACACCAACGGCAAUGCCCCACUCACAUCCCUACCGAUUUCAGCACUGAAGCAGAAUGGUCUCCUGCAGAGUCUAGCAGCAGGAGGAGACCAGCUUAAACCUGCAGAAGAAAAUGCAGAGUUGGAAAAGGCGAGAGAGGAGUGGGAAGCUCUGGAGAACAUCCAACCAGCUAUCACUGAGGACUCGAACCCGACGCCGCUCAUCUCUUUCAAUGAAGCCCUUCAGUACUUCCAGACUACAGAUCUCGGGGACUUGCUUACGAACAUCCAGCCAACUAUUCGCAGGACAGGUCUCGCCGCUAUCACACACUUCCUGUUUGGACCCCCUCGACUGCACAGGGAACUCCUUGAGGAACGAGAUCUUGUCUUUACCAUUGCGCAAUGCCACGUGGACAACAGCCAGACAGUCCACAUGCGAGUUCUCCAAACCAUUUAUAAACGGCUCAUCGGCUGCAGGCUGGACUGUCCUCGAUAUGGGACACACUGGGAAAACAUUGGCUUUCAGGGUACAGACCCAGCCACCGACCUGCGUGGCACUGGCUUCCUGGGACUUAUGCACACUCUUUACUUUGUGAUGGACCCAGAGACUCUGCCAUUGGCUCGAGAUAUCUACAAGUUAUCCCAACACUCUACUCAGAACUUUCCAUUUAGUGUGAUGUCAAUCAACAUGACCCGCAUUGCUCUUCAAGUCCUCAGAGAAGAGGCCUUGUCCAAGGAGUGCAAUCGCCGUCAGCAAGUGGUCGGCGUGUUGAAUGAGUUUUAUGUGGCCACAUACCUGCACCUGUACCAACUGUGGAAGACCCAACAGAAAACCAUUGCUGACUCUGGCUUUGUACUCAAAGAAGUGGAGCUGUUCGCCAAAAAGAACCCCAAGCAGAUGCUUCGCCGACUAGAGGUCUUCCUGAAAGAGAGGCGGGUAGGUGGAAUCCCUCGCGGGACGUCGCCAGAGCCACCGGCUCCGCAGCCUUCCUCUCCCAGCCCGGGGGAGCGAGCGGCCAGAGUGGCGAGCGCACAGGGAUGCAAGGGAAAGGAGAUGCAUUUUACAGGAGUGUGUGAGCUACCGCCUGACAUGGAGGGCGACGCCAGACUCAUCUAAGCUAGAGUCUGUGUAUGUGAGGGUGCUGUUUGUGUGUGUGUGUGUGUGUGAAUGUGUGUGUAUGUGUAACUUACUCCCAGAGAGCUAGAUGAAGAACACUCCACCCAACACGCUCCCCUCCUCUGAUGCUGGGGUGCUGCACUUUUCUCUUUUUUUUAGGGGUGGGGAGAUAGAGCUAUAUUAUUUGUUGUAUUUAUUUAUUUUAGCACAAAACAGUCAAACAAAACAAUGAAUUCACAAAACAAAGCAAGUGAAUGAUUGCACUUUUCUGAAUAGCUGCCAUAUAUUUCACCCGUUUUCAGGGCAGCUGCUUGCGUUGGCAUUUCAGAGACUUCAUCUCUAGCACGCCAUGCUCGUCAUGCAACAGUCCGUUCUCGUCACAGGGUCCAAACUGCAGCACAAUAGGUGACCUUUCAGCGGGGACUGAAGGUGCAACUUGAUAAACGAGUCUACCGCUUCAAUUUACAGAAAAUAUUUGAGUUGCUUUGGUCAAAAAAGAAUUCCAUCUUUUUAUAGAAGAUGAGUGAAGAUUUGAACAAAAAUCCUCCGUAAACAUUCUCAGCUUGACGUGGCUGCAGCCGAAAGUCUAAUAUAAGCUUUGUGGACAUUCCAUUAGUGAGCAUGUGAUUGUAUUUUUGGAAAGGACUGAGCUGACAUUGAUGAGGUGUGCUUUGGUGCAGUAUGCAACUCCAGCUCUACUAGAUAAUCAAAAUGUCUGCUGUGCGACGGCAAAAAGGCAUUGUCGCUAACUUCAGGGCUCGUGUGCAAGUGAACAUAACUUAGUGAGGACAUUUGGCAGUGGUAAGAAUGACCCCCGCUAAGCUCGUCGAGUGUGAUUGUUGUGAGCGCAGACUUUACUCCACACAAUAAGCCAGCUUUACUAAGUACGCGAUCUAGCUGCAUAGAUGGUACUUUUGUGGAUUUUAAAGGCGGUACUACUACUACUACUACUACUAGGAAACAAAUUCUAUAAAUAGAAAUAUGGGUUUGGGCUCCUCAGCAAAGCUACUUUGUGCUUGUGUGGUCUCGAUCUGUAGCAUGUCCAGGUAGCACUAGUACUGUAGCAUCCUAUAAAAGCUUGUUGAUGUCGCUCUGUGGUGUCUUACUAUAGCACAUCCACCCCCCCCCCUGUACUGUACUUAUACAUAUUAGGCAGCGCAGCUUUUCGGAGAUGGCUUGACAUGUUAAUGAGCUCCACUUUGUCUUCUGAGAAGGUAAUAACGGUGCCUACGUCGCAUAGAAUCACGUUAAGGUCGCCUCCCGCUCCUUUUGUUUGCGUUCAGCCUCAGUGCCACAGCGGCAGCCUCCUCCAUUCUUGCAACCUCAGGCGGGGUCACGUCCAUCGUGCUUUCUUGUUUGACGGGGAACUCUGCACGGUGGUGGAGAAAGCGUAAACGUGUGGUAUGCAAAAGAAAAGCGCCGCUUGCAGGAGCCAUAAUGUUCAUUAGCAGCCACCUCAUCAGGUCCUCCUUUCAAACAUCGCACCACACUGAUCCCUUUAGCUUUCUUCUGUUCGAAGCUGAGGAGCAGUGCCGUGUAUGUAUAUCAGGAAGUUUGUACAUAGAGAAUUAAUGAUUGUAAGAUGUAUGAUUGUCUGUAGGGCAUUAUACUAAAACAUUGCUUACCUCAAGACUUGAGACAAAUCUCCUUUUCUCUCUCCUGACGUUAACUAUUUCUAUGUUUGCUUGUACUCUGACCUUCUCUCACCAGUCCCACUCAUUAUCUAUUGUAUAUCCCUCAGACAAAGCACUAUGGAAGAAGCAGGUCCUUGCUACGUGUGUACUAGACUAGGAGUGUCCUGAUCCGAUAUUGAUAUCGGGCCGAUAUCAGUACCGGAUGAUAUCGGCUUGCAUCUAAAAUGUCCGAUACAAGCAGUCCUGCAGCGCGUUUACUUGUGCAAAGCUAGACGGCCAGAUAACAUCUAAAUGGCUUCCAAUAGACACACAUGGUUGAUCUUUCCUUGUCUUUUAGUGAAGUAAUUUACAAACCCCGUUUCCAUAUGAGUGGGAAAUUGUGUUAGAUGUAAAUAUAAACGGAAUACAAUGAUUUGCAAAUCCUUUUCAACCCAUAUUCAGUUGAAUGCACGACAAAGACAAGAUAUUUGAUGUUCAAACUCAUAAACUUUUUUUUUUUUUUUGCAAAUAAUAAUUAACUUAGAAUUUCAUGGCUGCAACACGUGCCAAAGUAGUUGGGAAAGGGCAUGUUCACCACUGUGUUACAUGGCCUUUCCUUUUAACAACACUCGGUAAACGUUUGGGAACUGAGGAGACCCAUUUUUUAAGCUUCUCAGGUGGAAUUCUUUCCCAUUCUUGCUUGAUGUACAGCUUAAGUUGUUCAACAGUCGGGGGGUCUCCGUUGUGGUAUUUUAGGCUUCAUAAUGCGCCACACAUUUUCAAUGGGAGACAGGUCUGGACUACACGCAGGCCAGUCUAGUACCCGCACUCUUUUACUAUGAAGCCACGUUGAUGUAACACGUGGCUUGGCAUUGUCUUGCUGACAUAAGCAGGGGCGUCCAUGGUAACGUUGCGUGAAUGACAACAUAUGUUGCUCCAAAACCUGUAUGUACCUUUCAGCAUUAAUGGUGCCUUCACAGAUGUGUAAGUUACCCAUGUCUUGGGCACUAAUACACCCCCAUACCAUCACAGAUGCUGGCUUUUCAACUUUGCGCCUAUAACAAUCCGGAUGGUUCUUUUCCUCUUUGGUCUGGAGAAUACGAUGUCCACAGUUUCCAAAAACAAUUUGAAAUGUGGACUCGUCAGACCAUAGAACACUUUUCCACUUUGUAUCAGUCCAUCUUAGAUGAGCUCAGGCCCAGCGAAGCCGACAGCGUUUCUGGGUGUUGUUGAUCAACGGUUUUCGCCUUGCAUAGGAGAGUUUUAACUUGCACUUACAGAUGUAGCGACCAACUGUAGUUACUGACAGUGGGUUUCUGAAGUGUUCCUGAGCCCAUGUGGUGAUAUCCUUUACACACUGAUGUCACUUGUUGAUGCAGUACAGCCUGAGGGAUCGAAGUUCACAGGCUUAGCUGCUUACGUGCAGUGAUUCCUCCAGAUUCUCUGAACCCUUUGAUGAUAUUACGGACCGUAGAUGGGGAAAUCCCUAAAUUCCUUGCAAUAGCUGGUUGAGAGGUUUUUCUUAAACUGUUCAACAAUUUGCUCACGCAUUUGUAGACAAAGUGGUGACCCUCGCCCCAUCCUUGUUUGUGAAUGACUGAGCAUUUCAUGGAAUCUACUUUUAUACCCAAUCAUAGCACCCACCUGUUCCCAAUAUGCCUGUUCACCUGUGGGAUGUUCCAAAUAAGUGUUUGAUGAGCAUUCCUCAACUUUAUCAGUAUUUAUUGCCACCUUUCCCAACUUUGUCACGUGUUGCUGGCAUCAAAUUCUAAAGUUAAUGGUUAUUUGCAAAAAACAAAAGUUUAUCAGUUUGAACAUCAAAUAUGUUGUCUUUGUAGCAUAUUCAACUGAAUAUGGGUUGAAAAGGAUUUGCAAAUCAUUGUAUUCCGUUUAUAUUUACAUCUAACACAAUUUCCCAACUCAUAUGGAAACGGGGUUUCUACCAAACAUAAGCAGCUACACAACAGCUAAGCACACAAGCUAGACAUUCAUGAUAUUGAACAAUAUUGCAGUCUAAAACAUUUCUCAGAACAAAUAUCAAAUAAUUAAAGUUGCAUAUUACUUACACAUAUAAAGUCUCCAAUAUGGAAAGCAUCCAGUAACUAAUGUGUCCGCAUCAUUCAACUUACUGUCAUGCCCUUAGGUUAUGGAUUAUUUGUGACCACUAGGUGUCUCCAAAAACUAAUCUAUCACUAAACCUGUCAUAAGGUUAGGUUUUUUUAUACCAACCUUUGUUCUCUGAGUAAUUUCACUUGAUCUAACCUUUUCUACCAUUCCACACUACAAAAUGAUAAAAGUAUUUAUGAUUCUUGCUGAUGGUAUCUAAUUAAUAUCGGUAUCGGCUAA